Molecule: messenger RNA, 829 nt
Organism: Amoebophrya sp. A120
Lineage: Eukaryota; Dinophyceae; Syndiniales; Amoebophryaceae
Source: the annotation of a GenBank genome assembly
GGAAUCAUAUUACGCGGUCCACCGGGGCGGAUUUAUACCGAGGAAACAGGGUGCUUCGAACUGCAAGUAGUCUUCGGAACUGUAUCUUGUCAACCUUCCACACGACCUGUACGUACGACCGGGACCACUGGGGGUAUUAAAGUUGUUGGGCGUCCGUUUUUUCUGUUUUAGCGAGGAUUCGAUUUUGAUGCCGUCUCUUGUCAUCUACCUGGUUUUCGAUUGGUAGGACCGCAGUAUGCAUGAUGAACAGAGCUGUUAUAUGGGUUCUCUGUGCAACACGAUGUGCUGCAAAGAAGGCAUGAAUGAAAGGAAAUCUUAAUCUGAUUUUUCCAGACAAGAGACAUCAAAGUCGAAUCGAAAUAAACAAAAUGCAGGGGGACUACAACUUCCUAGAAGCAGGACCGAGCAGGACGUAAUCCACCUUCUACGCUUUGGCUCCUGCUUACCAUAGCUCCUCGCUCUGAGCAGCAAAUCGUGUAGUAGUUGCUGAAUAUACAACUCUGGGGACCCGUCCGUGCUGGUUUUGCUCCAAGUUUGGACGUCGAGGUGCCACAACUUGAAUUUUUUAUCGGUGGUGCUGUUGACUCGGGUCGUGUGUGAAGAUUCCUCACUGACGUAUCCCACAGAAAAAAGCAGGCAGGGCAGAUUUGUAAUGCACAAAUAAAUACACAGAAAUGGUCGGCCCCAUAGCAUGUUGUUUAGGAUACGCAAUGCAGAUUUUUUUGUGUAUUUAUUUUUGCAUCACAAAUGUGACCUGCCGGCUUUUUUCUGUGUGGUAGGACGAUCGGCCACGGGUGCGAUCUGCUUGCUGCUCUUUGUCCUCAAACAG